Molecule: messenger RNA, 2523 nt
Organism: Oncorhynchus kisutch (coho salmon)
Lineage: Eukaryota; Metazoa; Chordata; Actinopteri; Salmoniformes; Salmonidae
Product: zinc finger protein 91-like
Exons: 4
Coding region: 115-2082 (655 amino acids)
Biological process (GO): regulation of transcription by RNA polymerase II
Molecular function (GO): DNA-binding transcription factor activity; RNA polymerase II cis-regulatory region sequence-specific DNA binding
Source: RefSeq, a predicted model, not a curated record
UGCUCCCAGUGUGGAAAGGGUUGUAACGAUUUGGGGAAGCUGAAACGACAUGAGAGAAUACACACAGGGGAGAAGCCUUACCAUUGCUCCCACUGUGGAAAGCGUUUUAACGAUAUGGGCAAGGUGAAACGACAUGAGAGAAUACACACAGGGGAGAAGCCUUACCAUUGCUCCCACUGUGGAAAGUGUUUCAACCAGUUAGGGACCUUGAAACAGCACAAGGUAAUACACACAGGGGAAAAUCGUUACCACUGCUCCCAGUGUGGAAAGGGUUUUAACGAUUUGGGGAAGCUGAAACGACAUGAGAGAAUACACACAGGGGAGAAGCCUUACCAUUGCUCGCAAUGUGAAAAGAUGUAUAGCGAGAAAGGACACCUGAAAGCCCAUGAGAAAAUUCACACAGGGGAGAAGCCUUACCAAUGCUCCCAGUGUGGAAAGUGUUUCACCUGGGCAGGGUAUCUGAAAAAACACGAAAGAAUACACACGGGGGAGAAGCCUUACCACUGCUCCCAGUGUGGCAAGUGUUUCAACGGGGAAGGGGAUCUGAAAAGACACGAAAGAAUACAUACAGGAGAGAAGCCUUACCACUGCUCCCGCUGUGUCAAGUGUUUUAACCAGUUAGGGGCCCUGAAACAGCACGAGAGAAUACACACAGGGGAGAAGCCUUACCACUGCUCCCAGUGUGGCAAGUGUUUCAACCAGUUAGGGACCCUGAAACAGCACAAGAUAAUACACACAGGGGAGAUGCAUUACCGCUCCUCCCAGGAUGACGAGGAAGAGAAGAGUCUCUCCAGAUCAGAACACCAGAUGGACAACGCUAGCCCUUCCUCUCUCCCGGAGUCCCUGUAUCGUGCCUCUCCCGGUAGCACCUUACUGCUGGGUAUGAAGAGGUUGUCUGUGCUGCUGGUGGACUGCAGGAAAACAACAGGGCUGAGUGGAACUGUGAGAGGAGGAGAAGAGAUGAAAGGAUCAGAUUUGACACAUCAAAGAGAAAGACCAGACUCAGAAGAACCAGAGCCAGGGAUGUCCAAACCAUCAAGAAGACACCAGUGCUCUGACUGUGGAAAGGGUUGUAACAGGUUAGGGGCCCUGAAACAACAUGAGAGAAUACACACAGGGGAGACGCCUUACCACUGCUCCCACUGUGGCAAGUGUUUUAAGCGGUUAGGGAAUCUGAAAGGCCACGAAAGAAUACACACAGGGGAGAAGCCUUACCACUGCUCCCACUGUGGCAAGUGUUUUAAGCGGUUAGGGAAUCUGAGAGUCCACGAAAGAAUACACACAGGGGAGAAGCCUUACCACUGCUCCCAGUGUGGAAAGUGUUUCAGCCGGUCACAAAUCCUGAAAGCCCAUGAGCUAGUACAUACAGGGGAGAAGCCUUACCAUUGCUCCCACUGUGGCAAGUGUUUUAAGCAGUUACGGAAUCUGAAAGGCCAUGAAAGAAUACAUACAGAGGAGAAGCCUUACCACUGCUCCCAGUGUGGCAAGUGUUUCAACCAUUCAGGGAAUCUGAAAGACCAUGAAAGAAUACACACCGGGGAGAAGCCUUACCACUGCUCCCAGUGUGGAAAGUGUUUUAAGCGGUUAUUGAGCCUGAAACGACACGGGCCAGUACACACAGGGGAGAAGCCUUACCACUGCUCCCAGUGUGGAAAGUGUUUUAAGCGGUUAUUGAGCCUGAAACGACACGGGCUAGUACACACAGGGGAGAAGCCUUACCACUGCUCCCAGUGUGGGAAGUGUUUUAAGCGGUUAGGGAGCCUGAAACGACACGGGCUAGUACACACAGGGGAGAAGCCAUACCACUGCUCCCAGUGUGGGAAGUGUUUCAGCCGUUCAGGAAUCCUGAAAGCCCAUGAGCUAUUACAUACAGGGGAGAAGCCUUACCACUGCUCCCAGUGUGGAAGGAGUUUUUACCAUAAAAACAGCCUGAACCAACAUGAGAAAAUACACAGAUGGGAGAUUCAUUACCACUCCCUCCCGGAGUGCAAAGCUUUUGCCCAUUUACGAAGCCUGAAAGAGCAUGACACAGAGGAGAAGUCUUACAGAAGGUUAGACUUUGGGAAAACAUAUUACUCAUAAUCACUUAAAUGUCAUUAGAGAAUCCACACAGGAGAGAGAAAUUACUACUCUUAGCGUGUAUAUUGAUAUUUCACAUCUCAUUUUUCUUACAAUUCAUCAGAGAACAUACACAGUGCUCCCGUUGUCUUAUAUUGUUGCCUAUAAUGUGUUGACCUGUUUUUACCAGAUGAAAUUGUUUUUUGUAAAGUUAGUGUGGGAGAGGUGGAAAAAUUGUUAUCGAUCAAUAAUGACAAACCUCCUGGCAUUGACAACUUAGGUGGAAAGCUACUGAGGACAGUAGGAGUGGCUAUAGAGUCAGCUAUCUGACAUAUUUUAAAUAUGAGCCUAGAGGAAGGUCUUUGUUCUCUUGCCUGGAGGGAAGCCAAAUUAAUCCACUACCCAAGAGUGGUAAAGCGGCCUUUACUGGUUCUAACAGCAGACCUAUAAGAUUGCUGCAAGCUC